Messenger RNA from Priapulus caudatus, 1499 nucleotides. RefSeq lists its product as uncharacterized. Gene Ontology annotation, biological process: regulation of tube size, open tracheal system; septate junction assembly. Gene Ontology annotation, cellular component: membrane; septate junction. The record is from RefSeq and is a predicted model, not a curated record. Lineage: Eukaryota; Metazoa; Priapulida; Priapulimorpha; Priapulimorphida; Priapulidae. The coding region runs from base 120 to 932 and encodes 270 amino acids. The transcript has 4 exons.
CAACGCGGCCCCCAUUUUGAAUAACUCCGCAUCGAAAGGGCGAGCGUAUUAUACCUGACAACACCCGCGACCGUUCUGAAGUUCUGAGAUACAGCUAAGGGGGAGAAAAACCGACGGAUAUGGCGGGACGACAGGAUAAUUCCAUGAACAUGUUCGUGCUCAUCGCUACAGGACUAGUCUUUGCUUCCUGCUUCUUCAUCCUGAUCGCCUACUGCAGCCCCAACUGGGUGGAGAAGGACAAACGCACGGCGAACGAAUUCAUAAAGAUCGGACUCUGGGAGGUUUGCUUCAACGGUUACCGUCACCCGCAGUACCAGUACGACAAGGUGUUCACCGGCUGCAGAUGGAUCUUCCACCGCGACAUGUACAUCAUACGAGAAUACCUCGAGCCGUCUUGGUUCAAGGCAGUGCAAGUCUUCUGCACUUUCUCCUUUCUCACCGUGCUACUGGCCACAGGAAUGACGGUAGCAACGAUACUGCAAUGCUGCGAUGCCCGCAGACUCGACAGGUUCUACUUCUUACAAGGAGUCACUCUGGCAAUAUCAUGUCUGUGUAUGGUCAUAGGCGUCAUCAUAUUCGCUGUCCGAGGUGACGACAGAAAUUGGAUGCAGUAUCCUCACUUCAAUCAUUUAUCCUGGUCGUUUGCCAUGGCCAUCAUUGGAGCAGCAACAGAACUGGGGGCCGCAGCUCUUUACAUUCUUCUGGCGAUACGUGAAUACCAGCAAGGUCCGAAGACCAACGAGCCUCUGCGCUUUCCUCCUUACGGAGUGCGGCAAUCCUCCUCUACCCCCACCUCUCAGGGGAAACCAUACCCACCGUCCUACCAGCCGACAUACCAGCCGACGCAGCAACCACAAUACCAGCCGACACAGCAGUCGCAGCCUUAUGCGCUAAACAAGGCAAAGUCAACGUCAAAAGAAGACACAGUGUAGUGACCGCCAUGCUGUAUUAGUUGUACUGCGUCCGUCCGUUCCUCAACUGGUACGAUUCACAAGUGCUUAGAAACAGUAGCCACACUACUAUCAAGGCAGUGGCGGGCUAUUUGGUGAAAUAUGGCCGUCGCUGUAGCAAGAGCGGUCGAACCUCGGGCAAUAAACGAACAAUCGGUUUCUAGUUUUUGUAGAAGUUUCAUUGUUGACGAUCAACACUUGUUAUGAUGAAUGUGUGUUAUUAAUCACUGGCGUGAAGAGUAAUAUCAACGUGCACAGUUACAAUAUUCGAUAGCAUGAGGCAAGUUAUGGAUUUGUUUUAAAAAAUCUUUGAAUUGAUUUACCUUUUACCUGAGUAAGAAUCUCAUAUUGAUGUAAUGUGUAUAUAAGCUACGAGUGUACUGCCAUCUGGUGGGCUACUGUUUUACGAUCGUAUUUUAAUUAUUCACUUAUGUUUGUACAACAGAUUUAUGUGGUUUAUAAUGAUUGUAUCAUGAUGUAAACAUACUAUAGUGACUUUUUGAUACAUAUUUCCUUAAUUAAAUACAUGUACCAUCAAACCCCGUCAAA